AAAUCAUAUUUAGAAUCCUAAAGUCUCCAAAAAAAUAAUGAGUAAAAUACAAAGAACAAGGAAUGAUUAAAGUUGCUUACAGAAGCUACCUUAAUGUUUAUAUAAACAAACACACAUUGUGACUUCUACAACAUAGUUGUAGCAUUGUCCAACCCAAAGUUUUCCUGUGGUAGUUUGCUAUAAUUACUCUACCCCCUUCCAUAACCAUGCAACUAGAAAUAUUUCAGAGUAAAGUCUGGCUCACUGCCAUCUGCUAUAUUUAUUUUCUAAGAAAUACGUUCCUGUGAGGCCCAGAGGGUUAUGUGGAAUUAAAAUGGCAGAUUGCUGGAGGCCAGCUCUUAAGGUUGAAUGCUCUAGUUGCUCCUAAAUGAGAAGUGACUUUGCAUGCACAUACAUGCAGAGACAAUUGGGUGUAGCUUCCAAAAGAAUUGUGUGGACCUUGUAAAUAAAAUUGUUGCUUCAUUUAAUUAAAGAGUCAUGUGUUUCUACAUGUUGGAAACAUCUGUUUUGAAUGCUGUACUCAGCCUUAGUCAUAGCUUUAUAGUGAAGAUGAUUUCUUGCACAUUUUGCUUUUGAAUAAGGAUUAUUAAUAUAUUUGUAAUUUACUAAGUUUUGAUAUUGAUUAUAGCCAGAAGUACCUUUCUCUAGUUGAGAAUUAUGUGCCAAUUUUACUUAUCAAUAUUACUGAUACAGUCUUUUUUUUAUACUAUUACUAUACAAGUAUUAAUUUGAUUAUGAUUUGAUUAUUGUAAAACUUUCUGCAAGAUACUGAACCUUUAAAAUCACAGAAUAUAAAACCAACUGAUUAUUGGUCUGUACAGUAAUUUAAGGUGAAGUAGUUUAUUUUUCUGGUAAAAGUUGCUGAGAAAUUAAUGGCUGCUCAAGAUAGUUUCCAAGUGAAAUUGUGCAAUUUAAAGGAUGUGUUACCUCCAACACAAUAUAUAAAAAUCCAUCUGAGCAUUCACAUCUAUCUUUUAAAGACUAAUAGAAUUAAACAGUAAAAUUAAAGAUAACAAAUGUGUAAAGUAUAGACCAGAAGAAAAGAAAACAUUGGAAUUUCACCAUAGUUUACUCAGUUGUGUAAUUUUUUUAAAAGUACGGAUUGCUCAAUAAACCACAAUUAGUCAGGUACUCAAAAAACCUAAGCUGUGAAGUUUAUAAAUCAAAAUAAAUUGUAUACAUAUAUCACUACAGGUAGUUCUCAACUUACAACCAUUCAUUUAGUGACCAUUUGAAGUUUACAACAGCAUUGGAAAAAGUGACUUAUGACUGUCUUUUUUACACCUUUGUGGCAUCCCAUCAUCACAUAAUCAAAAUUCAGACACUUAGCAACUGGCAUGUAUUUGAUGGUUGCAGUGUUUUGCAACCUCUAACAAGCAAAGUCUAUAGGGAAGCCAGAUUCAUUUAUCAACUGUGUUACUGACUUAACAACUGCAGUGAUUCACUUAACUACUGUGGCAAGAAAGGUCAUAAAACCAAACCUCAUUUUAUAAUUUUUUAACUGUCUUGCUUAGCAACAAAAUUUUUGGAGUCAAUUGUCAUAAGUCGAGAACUACCUGUAUAGCUAGGUUCAUAUUUUAAGCUAAAAGUAAAUGAACAAUAUCUUAUGUUGUGAACUUAGUGUAUUAAUUGUUCCCUAUUAUUACUAGCUAAAACAAUUGAAAAAUAUCACAAGUUAUCUAUUUAGAAAGAUACAUUUAUGUAUCUUUCUUAGUCAGUGAUCCCCAACCUUUGUGGUUUGGCGGCCUGGUUGGGGGGGAAGAGGGGGACUGAAUAGCGCGAGUGGCAGGCCAGCAUAUGCAUGUGCAGCUCCACUUGUGCGAGUGGCAGACAGCGCGCAUGCGCGAUUACUGCCCAGCCUGUCGCUCAUGGAAAUCUAUUUGCGUGCAUGCAUGCUCCGGCCAGCCGCUCAUGUAGCUAAAUUAUGAAUAGGCCACAGCACAGUAGUGAGCCAUGGCCCAGAGGUUGAGGAUCCCUCUUCUAAGCUCCCUCCUCAGAUGCUACUCUGCUAUUAUGCGUUUCCGUCUUCAGAGAAGAUUAAACAAAAAGCCCUACCCAUGCUUACUCAACUUACAUGAUAACAUCACAGGAAGAAGGGGCUGAGCUACAAAAGAAUUCACCAUUAUUUGAACUGAUAAAGCAGUCCAAAGAUCGAGAGGGGCAGGCUGAUGAGCCCGAACCUGCCAACUAUUUUACUCAGCCUCUUCAACAUAAUCACAGUGCUGCAGAUUUGUACCUCUCUCCUACGAAGUCUCCUAAGAAAAAAGUUUCUUCCACUUUUGUAUAUUCUUCUCCAGAGUCACAGGCUGCAGGGUUAAAUCAGUCUCAGAAACCUCAUAAAUCAAUUUCUUUGUCAUAUUUCUAUAAAAAAGUGUAUUGCUUGGCUUAUAGACGAUUAAAUAAUUUAUGUUUGCGUCUUCUGCCUGACCAUCCUGAACUUGAACAUUUGAUAUGGACCCUUUUUCAUCACACACUGCAAAAUGAAUAUGAUCUGAUGAAAGACAGACACUUAGACCAGAUUAUGAUGUGUUCCAUGUAUGGCAUAUGUAAGGUGAAGAAUAUUGAUCUCAGGUUUAAAACUAUUGUGACAGCAUACAAGGAACUCAACAAUGCAAAUCAAGAGACAUUCAAGUGUGUUUUGAUCAGGGAAGGACAAUACGAUUCCAUUAUAGUCUUCUACAACAUGGUAUUUAUGCAAAGACUGAAAACUAAUAUUUUGCAAUAUGCUUCCAAUAGGCCUCCAACAUUAACACCCAUUCCUCACAUUCUACAGAGCCCUUAUAAGUUUUCUAAUUCUCCUUUACGUGUUUCUGCUGGAAAUAACAUCUAUGUCUCACCUUUGAAGAAUCCCAGCAAAUUUUCUGAAGGGCUAUUGUCACCCACAAAAAUGACACCCAGAACAAGAAUAUUGGUUUCAAUUGGUGAAUCCUUUGGGAGUUCUGAAAAGUUUCAAAAGAUAAACAAGAUGGUAUGUAACAGUGAUCGUCAUCUGAAACGGAGCGCUGAACUAAGCACCACUCCUAAGCCUUUGAAGAGAUUGCGUUUUGAUAUAGAAGGCCAGGAUGAAGCUGAUGGAAGGGAACAUCUUUCUGGAGAGUCAAAAUUCCAACAAAAGCUUGCAGAAAUGACAUCUACUAGGACUAGAAUACAAAAUCAGAAACUGAAUGAUGGUGCUGAAGUUUCAGACACUGUACCGAAGUGAACUGCUCGAGACCCAGGAUCUGCACUGUAGCUUUGAUUUCUACUACGUUGUUUUGCAUAUAUUGCGUAGCUAAUUUAAUUUAGUUGAGUUUCAUGUUUUUCAGUGUUUCAUGCUAUGACAUAGGAUAUGUAUUAUCCAUUUAAGUGUUAAUUUAUACAUAUUAGUUUUCAGUAAAAUUGAUUUCCCAGUGCAUUGUUGUUGAAUUAUAUUAUCUUUUCAGUUUUUAUUGAACUACUUUGUUUUAGAUAUUCGGGUUCAAUAUACAAAAUGCACUAGUAUUUUAUUAAGAAUUGCCAUUUAAAUGUUAGACUUGAUGCACUAUUAAUGUUUGAGGUCCCCCUCCAAGGAACAGCCAACACUAUAUCAAAGAACUGCCUGCAGGACAGAGUUCUACAAUAAUUUAUACAAUUGGUUUUAUAGUCAUUAGUUCUGGAUGCCCCCCCCACUCGCCUGGGCAGUGCACUUAAGUAUAGUGUCUAGAUCAAAUACAUAUUAAAUCAUAUGUUAUGCUAACAUUUUUAUCUUUUUUCCAUCUUAAAACUCAUACACAAAUUAGAAAUUUGACAGCCUGGUUGAAUGUUAUUAUUUUAUUUCAGUAAAAAACGACUGCAACAAAACACCUACACUGCACACUCUUAUCUGUCUCCUGAGCAGAGGUGUGUAAUUCUGUAGCUGUCACUCUUUAGUCUGUUAGUUUUGUAAUAAUCAGUAGUCAGAUUGCAAACUCAAUAUAGACUACAAAAAUAAAGUUCUGAAAUUUUAUUAACAGUAACUAUUAAGAGUUGGCUAACCUAAACUAUCGUAACAAUGUAUUUUGACAAAUUGAACAUAGGAAUAUUCUGUAUUCUAAUAAAAAUUAAAGAUUAAUAAAAUAA
Ahaetulla prasina is the source of this 4077-nucleotide messenger RNA. RefSeq names its product RB transcriptional corepressor 1 (gene RB1). Gene Ontology annotation, cellular component: chromatin; nucleus; Rb-E2F complex. Bases 2075 to 3202 code for a protein of 375 amino acids. The record is from RefSeq and is a predicted model, not a curated record. Gene Ontology annotation, molecular function: RNA polymerase II transcription regulatory region sequence-specific DNA binding. Gene Ontology annotation, biological process: negative regulation of G1/S transition of mitotic cell cycle; neuron projection development; cell differentiation. The transcript has 12 exons. NCBI's taxonomy places the organism in Eukaryota, Metazoa, Chordata, Lepidosauria, Squamata, Colubridae.